Messenger RNA from Dacryopinax primogenitus, 969 nucleotides. RefSeq names its product N-terminal nucleophile aminohydrolase. The transcript is spliced from 5 exons. Bases 36 to 935 code for a protein of 299 amino acids. Gene Ontology annotation, biological process: ubiquitin-dependent protein catabolic process. The record is from RefSeq and is a predicted model, not a curated record. NCBI's taxonomy places the organism in Eukaryota, Fungi, Basidiomycota, Dacrymycetes, Dacrymycetales, Dacrymycetaceae. Gene Ontology annotation, cellular component: nucleus; proteasome core complex, alpha-subunit complex; proteasome core complex.
CGUCGCAGUCGUCAGCCCUCUCUUCUUCUUCUACAAUGUUUAGGAAUACUUACGACUCGGAUAACACUGUCUUCUCACCCCAGGGAAGGCUGCACCAAGUUGAGUAUGCACUCGAGGCCGUCAAGCAGGGCAGCGCUGCCGUAGGGAUGAGGUCCAAGACGCACGCCGUACUCUUAGCGCUGAAGAGAUCCUCCGGCGAGCUGGCGUCCUACCAGCAGAAAAUGUUCCGAAUAGACGACCAUGUCGGGAUCGCCAUCGCCGGGCUAACGUCUGACGCCCGAGUGCUAAGCAACUUCAUGCGCCAGCAAGCGAUGGCAUCAAAGAUGACAUUCAACCGUCCCGUCCCUGUGAACCGCCUCGUAUCCGCCAUUGCCGAUCGGGCACAGGUCAACACCCAGGAAUACGGGCGCAGGCCGUACGGUGUGGGCUUGCUUGUGAUCGGGCAGGACCAGAGCGGACCGCACUUGUACGAGUUCUCACCUGCGGGGAACAGUUAUGAGUACUAUGCGAUGAGCAUUGGGGCACGGAGUCAGAGCGCGAAGACGUAUUUGGAGAAACACUUUGAGCUGUUCGAGAAUGCAUCGCUGGAAGACCUGAUCCGGCACGGCCUGCACGCGCUUCGCGAGACGCUGCAGCAAGACAAAGAGCUGACGAUCCACAACACCUCUAUCGGCAUCCUUGGCCCUGCAGGGGUGAACGAGCAAGCCAACAUCGCCUCCCUGGGCAAGGAGGGCGUCUUCCGGAUCUUGGAGGGGGAGGUCAUCCAGCCUUACUUGGACAGCAUGCAGCCGAAGGAAGUGCCCGCUCCUGUCACUUCUGUCGCAGCAGCAGCAGCAGCGGCGGCGGCGGCUGGUGCUCCGGCCGCGCCUGCAGCAGAGGCCCCGGCAGAGGAGAUGCCAGGCGGAUUGCCGGACGAUGAUGUCAACAUGGGUUAGGUAGUUGUUACUGUCUGAAUAGCAUCGAAUUAUU